Molecule: messenger RNA, 6108 nt
Organism: Chanos chanos (milkfish)
Lineage: Eukaryota; Metazoa; Chordata; Actinopteri; Gonorynchiformes; Chanidae
Gene: sorbs2b
Product: sorbin and SH3 domain containing 2b
Exons: 30
Coding region: 1-6108 (2035 amino acids)
Cellular component (GO): plasma membrane
Molecular function (GO): protein binding
Source: RefSeq, a predicted model, not a curated record
AUGCAUCCCAGAGUUCAACGCUCCGUUCUCUACCACCAUCUGUCGGAUCCUCUGCUUCGAAAAGGUUACAGCAAACCCCCUCCCCACCCACCCUCUGCGCCCACCCCAGGGUUUCUAACUGCCGAAAUAGGGAUGGCCUACUCAUCCACUCAUCUCUACACGCUUCUCCUACCGCUCAGGAGACUCACUUCCCUCCCCUCCACCUCCCCUUUUCUCCUCCCACCCCAUUCUCCUCAAGCUACUACCACAAAGCACCAGUUGAGCAUUAAGAGGCAGUGCCACCUCAAGACGUCGCCAGAAGCAGAAAUCUUCAAUAUGAAUACAGACAGUGGAGGAGCAGUACGCCAAUGCAGCACACUCUCACUCACUCUAGCCCCUAUGAAGAGAAUCCAGAGCUCUCCAAACCUAUACGGGCUGACAGGUCCUGAAUCUCACUCAUCAGAAUCAGAUGUCUGGAGAAGCCACGGCACAAACGCUGGGAUGAGGAACGGUGACUCUGCUGUUUCCUCUCUGGCAGCGAAAGGCUUCAGAAGCGUCAGGCCGAACCUCCAAGAUAAGAAAUCUCCAACACCGGCUCCACCUCCAAGAAGAGGGAGUUUUCCAUUACAUCCUUCUGGCUGUAAUCCGCCGGCCCGUAGUCUCCCCCAGUCUCUAACGCAAUCCCGUUCUGUCCCCGUGGUCAGCACACAUAGCCCUCUCACCAGAGAAACCAUGUCUUCGCUCUCGUUCCUGGAUGAAGCCUCAGUACAGUCAAAAUCCAGAGAUGACUCCCUAUCUAACUUAAACGGCAGCAUUUCCAUGAUAAAUUACCCAGUUCAGGUGGUGGGGGAUAGUCCAGCAUCCUUGAGUGUAGCUUCAGCAGAGAAACCUAGUGCCCUUGGAUCUUCUAGUAAUCUUCCCUCUCCCAGCGGCCAAGCUUCCAAGGCUCCAGGGAGACACGUAGCAUCCCUGUCUGUGCACAUCAGCCCUCGGUCCCGAAUCUGGUCCCUCCCUCACCACACACAGGCUCUCUCUCCAAGCCCUACUUCACUGUCAACCAGGAAAUCUAACUCCCAGAAUACCAAGCCAUCCUCCCGCCCUCCACUGCCCCCUACAGGGAAACAGGGGCCUGAGGCCCCGCCCACUCAAAGACAGCCUUCGCCCGGAUCUCCGCCGGCCGUGCAGACACUCCCUAACAGGAUCCAUCUCUCUCCUGAUUUCGCUUCCCCACACACUACCGAUGUACCCCCCAGGGUCCCCUCCCCUGGCUGUCCUUCCCCGUCCCCGGAUUCUCGGCUGGCCCCCGGGCACAGCCGCUGUUCAUCUAGGACGCAGAGCGAAGCCUCCACAGCCCUGCUGGAGGAGCUGAGAGUCUUUGGCGUUGACACGGAGGCGGAGUCUGAAAGCCCCUCCCCCACCCUCAGUCAGAUGAGCGCGCUGACUGAGCUUGCUACGCUAACCGGCGCCGUCGCUACUGCUAAUGGACAGAUGACGGUAAAUGGAAAUUUGGGUGUGGCAGGGAGUCCUCAUAGUCACCUCCAGAGGUCUUACUCUCCAUCUACAUACCCUCCCCCUCCCUCACUGGGCACCAGUCUCUCUAACGUACAGUCGGGCAGGAGCACCACAGAGACCAGCAGCCCAAGCCUCAACAGCCUGGGUUCAGUUACACCCACCCGAACACCGGAGGAGGAACGGAGAGGGUCUGCGGGCAAAGCCCCACACUACCCUGGCAUAGGCCCGGUGGACGAGUCUGGCAUCCCCAUCGCUAUCCGAACGACAGUGGACAGGCCAAAAGACUGGUACAAAACCAUGUUCAAGCAGAUUCAUGUGGUCCCUAAACCAGAAACUGAAUACACGGGCAACCGCAAUGCCACCUAUCCAUAUACAAACACUGUGACUUUGUCUUUUCGUACAGAAAAGCAGGGUCCACCAAAGCCAGCCCAGGCUCAUCCCGCGCCCCAGACCCACACGUACAGGCCUCUGACUAAAAGCACCUCUGACAACGGCACGUAUUCCUUCAGAGAGUCCAGUGCCUCUCCGUCACUGUCCCCUUCACCAGCACCGCCCACCACGCAAGCCCCGCCCAGAACACACGACCGGGACAGCCGCCAGAGCGACCGCAGCGGCACAGUGGACACGAAUGAAUGGGGCCCUCCCGACAGAAAAGUGGACACUCGGAGAUACCGAGCAGAGCCCAGAAGUAUCUUUGACUAUGAACCUGGGAAGUCGUCCAUUCUGGAACAGGAGAGGGCGAUGAGUACUUUAAAUCCAGAUGAGUUAGAUUUAGUGAAUGAGCCCUGGUAUAAGUUCUUUUCAGAGCUGGAGUUCGGACGGCCGCCUCCUAAAAAACGGCUGGAACUUUAUCCAGAAAGCUCACCCAGAAUCCGUACUGAGACCUCCCUUUACCAGACUCCUGUAGAGAGGAACCUUGACAGCCCAUCAAGUUCUGCCAGUGAUAACAGGAAGAGACGGAAGUCAGAGCCAUUGGCUACUCAGUCCAGACCCCAGAGUAGUCUAAGUGUUACCCAGACCUCUCUCCAUGCAGCAGAGCCUCCUAGGGCCAGCCAUCCCCAGAGAAAACCGCUCAGCAGUUCCUCCUCCUCCUCCACCCCCACCAGAUCUAAAGGUGGGGAAUUUAGCAAUAUGUAUUCAGCACAUGUAAAUUGUUCAAGUCCUAACCAUGAUACCUCAGUUGAAUCAGUAUCCACCUAUCAGAAUGAAAACCAAAAAACUGGCAGCAAUACUGUAACGCCCUCUGGCUCAGAGAACUCUUCCUGCCUUACAAACGGCUGGCAGGAAGACCAAAAAACCACAGAAAUCCUGGUCAAUGGAGAAGAGACUACAUCUCCUAAACUCAAAUCCUGGAGCUGUGAUGACCUGCUGUCUGAUGAGCCAGGGAGGGCAGGGGGAGUUCAGAUUCGUUCAGAGAGCGCCGGCUCCCUUAUAGCCAAUGGGGAGCCGGAGGGAUCUCACUAUAGUGACAGUCAAGACCAAAAAGAGAAGACUAGGCAUCGCACAAACCAUGAUGCACCAGCGUUUCGUAAACUCUACAAGAGGAUGCACCACAUCAACCGGCAGGACCUGAUUAAGUCCGAAGUCAUUUGCUCUGUCAAGGCUAGGAUCCGUAAGUAUGAAAGCGAACAGCAUAAAGACCGGAGGUUGGGCGUACAGGGUUGUGGUAAUGAAGUUCCUAGGAACAUGGUGCCAAAUAGGAUCUCAGAAUUUGAGAGCUUGAUUCAGAAAUCUAAAUCCAUGCCUAACCUGGCGGAGGAGAGGCAGUCGAGGGGAACCUCCAGAGGGUGCGGUAGUCCGAAACGCAGCUUUUCCAUCGAGUCCUUGCUGGAUGAGGACCCCCCUUCCAGGAACCCUCCAGAAGGUCGACCACAGUACCCCAAGAUCAGUGCUCAUGUGCCAAAUCACAUCCAAGUCACCGCUGACCACUUGCGACAUCCUACAACACAUCAGGACUAUGACAGUGACCACGAUGCCAUGGUGUCAGAUCUCAGUGAUUUCCUCCAAGUUGAGGGCUCCUCGUUCUGCAGCGAGAGUGAUUUCGACCACUGUUCCUUCGCCUCCUCCGAAAGCUUCUGUGGUUCAGGGCACUAUCACCAUUACAACAGGCAACUGGUCAGCUCCUGCAAAGGUCGCUGUCCGGCCUCCUACACACGUUUUACCACCAUGAUCAAACACGAGAGGGCCCAACAGGGCCGGAGACAGCAUCUGCGAGUUGAGGAAUCUGAGUCUGGGCAUAACAAGCUUGCCUUCCUGGUCAGCCCAGUGCCUUUCCGCCGAAAGAAGAAUAUGUCCCCUCAGAGGCACAACCAUAUGCCAAAAUCCAAGAGCUGUGUGUACGAGGCCUUAGACUCAGCCCUGAAGGACAUUUAUGAUCACAUUCAAGCCGAAAAACGUCGAGGCAGCCUGCCGGAUAACAGCAUUCUUCACAGGCUGUUGGCGGAGUUGCUCCCAGACAUUCCCGAACGGAAUUCCUCAUUGCGGACGAUCCACAGGGGAAGCCCUGUGCCACAGCACCGUUCUUACCACUCUCAGCCCGAUGGCAUGCCCAGCCAGGACUGCUAUCAACCAGAGCACACACAGCUACCGCACAGUGCUUCCUACCAUUACAUGGACAACAACAAUAACCAGAGGAACCAGAGCUCUCAAAACUACUAUCAAGACCAGGACACGUCCAGAGGUUACUCAUAUGCCGAUGUAGGGCGGUACACUCCACAGAGCAGAAAGCCUCUACCUGAAGUCAAAGAGAAAAUACCAGCCAGAGCAAUAUAUGACUUCAAAGCCCAGACAGCAAAAGAACUGACCUUCAAGAAAGGGGAGACUGUUUACAUCACGAGACAGAUUGACAACAACUGGUAUGAAGGAGAGCAGCAUGGACGCAUUGGCAUCUUUCCCAUUUCCUAUGUGGAGAAAAUUCCUCUAUCAGAGAGGCAGCAACCAGCAAGGCCUCCUCCACCAGCCCAAAGCAGAGAGAUAGGGGAGGCAGUAGCUCGUUACAACUUUAAUGCUGACACCAAUGUGGAACUGUCAUUGCGAAAGGGCGAGAGAGUGAUUCUCCUUCGACAAGUGGAUCAGAAUUGGUUUGAGGGAAAGAUCCCCGACACAAACAAGCAGGGGAUCUUUCCAGUGUCGUACGUGGAUGUUAUCAGGAGAGUCCCUGUGAAAAGUUCUGGCCAGCACUCAGCAUCACCCAUGCCACACAGUCACUCCGGUGACAGAGUGUACAGCAGGCCAUCCUCCUCUCGUACCCAGUACAGCUCUUCAUCCCCUACCCUCCGGCAGCGCUCCUCUCUCUCUUCCACCCCACAGAAGUCAGCCCACCUCCAGGCCAUCACCAAUGAGUGGCUGGCCCUUACUCUGGGUCUGUCCCCUGGCAGCACCCCUGCACCCACCCCUCCGCCUUUCCCUUCGGAGUUUCAGCCUGACUUUGACUUUCUCGACUCUCUGGUCUCCCCGUCCCCGGCGUCUUCCAUACGUUCCCCAGCCCUCACGCCUCGCACCCUCACUCCGGCUCUGAAGGAGGGCCACUUCGUUCCCAUCACCUCCCCGAAAUCCUGCCUGUCUCCCGCCCUGAGCCCCUCACCUCAGCAUUACCUCCCUUCCACUUCCCUCACUCCCUCUCCGACCUCCCCCACCUUCGACACCAGCCCAAAGUCGGGCAGUGUUAUUGAUCUGUCUUCAGGCGGUAAACCCGCUGACUCGCUGGAGAAACAGACGGGGCCCGUCACAGUUAGCAGAGAGAGCCCUAGCACAGAUAAGUCUGAUUCUCCCAAGGCUUGCAGUCCCGUUGACCUGGUUGUGUACGAACCUCACGACUGCCCUUCGUCCAGCAAAGACACCUUGUCCACAAAAGACCCUGACGACGAUGAGUGUGAGGAGCUAGUAUCCAUCAUUCAGGCUAGCCAGUCAAAAGGCUGUUUUGAACAAGAGGAAGGGUUUAACAGACAAACACCGGUUACCUCUGAUGAGCUACCCAAACUGUACAUAGAGGAAGAGCCGAGCGAAACCAGCAAGACGCCAGACGAAGCCCUAACGUUGAACACCUUUAGACCAGUCCAACCUGAAGAGUCAGAACAAGAGGUAGAGCCUGCUGAAGGUACCCAGAGUGCCCCUCUGCGCCUCUCUUCCCCUCCCUCACAGACGUCUCUUACCUCCACACUCCCUGCUUCCAAAUAUUCACCCCCUUCCCCUCCCUCCACCCCUCCACUCCCAGGAACCUCCCAUUCCCCACCCCCCACCUCCAAACAAUCCCCCCGCACAGAGCCCAGGUCUCCAAAAGUCAAGCCUGUGUUAAGGCGUGAUGUUAUGGUUGUGGGUAAGCCUCCCCGUAGUCCUGUGAUGUCUAGACGCUCCUGUGGCUCCCCUGUUAAAGGUCGAAGCUUUUCUCCAUCUUAUAGGUCAUCACGGCAGGCCUACGUGCAAGAUUCUCUACAGGGUGGCGGGGAACCGUUUCAAGCCCUUUAUAACUACAUGCCUCGAAAUGAGGAUGAGCUGGAGCUGAAGGAAGGCGAUAUUGUUGAUGUUAUGGAGAAGUGCGAUGAUGGCUGGUUUGUGGGAACGUCCAGGAGAACUAAGUUCUUUGGAACCUUCCCUGGGAAUUACGUGAAGAGGUUGUAA